Messenger RNA from Mesocestoides corti, 1128 nucleotides. NCBI's taxonomy places the organism in Eukaryota, Metazoa, Platyhelminthes, Cestoda, Cyclophyllidea, Mesocestoididae. The record is from the annotation of a GenBank genome assembly.
AUGAACAAGGUGCAGUGGUACCUCAGCCUUGAUUUCAACCCGCUCCAGCUUUCCGAUGUACAGGUCGCCUUCGAUAGUUAUUCAAAGCCACUAAUCAGCAAAUUCAUACCUCAGUUAAAUGGUAUCUUGGUUCACUUGGAAAAACAGUCCUUAAAGCUUCGACCGGCUUCGGAUUUAGCAACAGAACGCGACAAGGAUUAUCAGUGCAUCGUUCGGAUUCAUCCCGAACAUCCAACUGCCAAGGUACACUUGGCUGUAAACGCCACAAUCUUUUGUCCAUGCAUUGGCCUUCAAGUCGAAGCCACUAUAACUGCCGUCAAGCCGCAGCGUCUUGCAUGCCGUUAUGGUGAUGGCUUUGCAGUAUUCAUUAGCGUACCUUUACAAGGCGUUGAAUCGGAACCCCUCCCAAUCGACCCUGAGACGGGAUGUCCUCUCCAAGUCUUCCCACAAGACCGCGUCCACGUCGAGGUUUCCAAAGUCAUUCGUUCCGCUAACGGGGAAUCACUUCAAAUAGUGGGACGUGUUAUCUCUCUGGUGAAACGUGGUAAAAUAGGCAGGAAGGCCCUAGAUCUACCUUACGAGGAUGUCAACGGAUGCGACAAGCAAGGGGUUGAUGAGAAUAGUAAUAAAUCAAGGAAAGGAAAAUCCAACUCAGAGCAACACUUUGGUGCAUUAGAAGGCCACACGAUGGAAACUUCCAGUCAAAAGGUAGGGAAACAUAAGUCUAAAAGGCUCGAACAUCCCUCUGAUACGGAGGAAAAAACUCAGGCGCAUGGUGGUGGUGAACACGCUCCCCAAGAAACACUGCUUCUUAAAAGAGAACCGGAAAGCGUCAUUGAGAAACACCGAAAAAAAAGGAAACGGCACCUCUCAGAUGAGUCGUCUGUUGUGCAGACUGAAGAAGAGGAGGUGCUAAAGGUUAACAAAAGGCGGAGAAAAAAUGCGGACGCUGCUCUUCUGGUAUCCGAUUCCCAACCGCUGCAGCCGGCAGAGACGGUCGUGAAGAGGGAGAAGUCCUACUUCACCGAAUUGAAUAAGAGUCCAGACAUCUUUUCUUCAUCCGGUGACGAGGCAAGCGAGCCGUCGCCGCCUUCAAAACCGAAACCAAUGAAGCAUGAAGCACGAUGA